Molecule: messenger RNA, 7657 nt
Organism: Syngnathoides biaculeatus (alligator pipefish)
Lineage: Eukaryota; Metazoa; Chordata; Actinopteri; Syngnathiformes; Syngnathidae
Gene: plekhm2
Product: pleckstrin homology domain containing, family M (with RUN domain) member 2
Exons: 20
Coding region: 1420-4374 (984 amino acids)
Biological process (GO): lysosome localization; regulation of protein localization; Golgi organization
Cellular component (GO): endosome membrane
Molecular function (GO): kinesin binding
Source: RefSeq, a predicted model, not a curated record
CUCAACCACACCUGCGUGCACUCCUGGAGGAUUCUUCAGGUUUCUGUCAUUGAUUUGAUCCAUGUUCUCAAAACGGGUCUCAUUGAUCCCUUGAGAAUGGAAAGAAGUGGGGAAAUUACCCAAAAGUAGGUCAGUGGAGUAAGGUGGGUUGCUCUGGUAUGUUUUUCCUCACCAGGAACUGUUGGAUGCUCAGGACUUUUAUGAGCAGGAAUGUUGUCAUGGUGAAGCAGCCAUCGCGUACAUAAUUAGGCAAACUGUGCAGGAUCGUUUUCCAGGUGUACUGGUUGAUCAUCUCAAAGUGGGGAAACUUGUAUUUUGAGUUUGAAAUAUUUAAUUUGUUACAUCAGUGCCCCUAGCCUUUUUGAUACAACCUCUAAUCUUGUAAAACAGAUGCUUUUGAAAGGGAAAAUGAUUGACAUGCAGCAGGUGUGUCGUUCAAAAGCAUUAACACUUGGGCAAGUUUGAAAAGCUACCAAAAUGUGGUAUUGUUUGGAAUAUUUGGUGCCUGUGAUUAAUUAUGAUUAGUCCGAAUUCAAAGAUGUGAUCAAUGUGGUUUACAAAAGUGCUCUAGUUUAAACUGGCUCGAGCCAUUUCUGAAAGUUUUCGGUAAAGUAAAACCACUAUACAGACGAGUUUCUUCGAUUAAACCUUUGCGUUGCGGAUUAUUAAGGCCUCCAUGACUAAAUACAAAAUAUGUGCCAUUGAAUAUUUUAAAAGUAAUUAAAAACAAAUGAAUAUAAAACGAGUUGUAACAUUUUUUCUGGUUUCAUUCUAAAGAUAAAUACCUGGGUUUUGAAAAAAAUAUUUUGCAUAUAAACCUUUUGUAUAUAAAGAUUUACAAGAAUAAUUAAUAAUAUAAUAACUAACAUAUUCGUAAUAACUACUUGUUUAGAUUUGUUGCCAUGAUUAUUUCCUGUAAGCACCCAAACGGAUUUUGUUUUUGUGCGUUCACGUCCCGUUUCCUGUGACGUAGGCUGAGUGGAAUGGCUUGGCGAAGGGUUAGCGAUGCAGCGCAUUCGGUUAGCACUAGUUCGCCGUUUGUGAGUGACAGAAAAAUAAAUUGUAUAACUUGGCGCACAAUAUACGUAAAGUAACAGCAAGAGACGUGCUAACAAGUGCAAUUUACCGACAGUGCGCUCAAGAUGGGGUUACUAGUUAUCUGUUGUUUCUUCUCACUGCCUUCAAUGCCUUAAGUGGCUGACUGCCGUGGGACGACGUCAAUAUUGUUCAGAUCGUCGGGUGUCAACGGUUAACGCAAAGGUUAAUGUGUUUAUCGGAGGUACUUUAUAUGUGUGGCCGAAAGCGAGCUACGGCGCCGUUAGCUUUAGCAAUCCAGUACUAGCAGCGGACAAGCCAGUUGGAGUCAGCUGACAGCCUUCAGUGAGCUGCUGCGCCCCUUCGAUCAGAGAACCGCUCGCCAUGGAUCAACUCAAAGUCAAGGACCGCAUUCUGGAAAAUAUCUCCUUCUCCGUCAAGAAGUUGCAAAGUUACUUUGCAGCAUGUGAAGAUGAGACUCCAGCCAUCCGGAACCACGACCGGGUUCUUCAACGCCUCUGCGAGCACUUAGACCACGCGCUACUGUACGGGCUGCAAGAUAUCUCAUCAGGCUAUUGGGUUCUUGUCCUUCACUUCACAAGGAGAGAGGCUGUCCGGCAGAUAGACAAGCUUCAGCACAUAGCAACGAACCUCGGUCGAAGUCGGGCUUGGUUAUACCUGGCGUUGAGCGAGAGCUCUUUAGAAAGCUACCUACGCCUCUUCCAAGAGAACCAAGCACUACUACAGAAAUAUUACUUCAAGAAUGCAUUGGUGUGCAGUCACGACCACUUGACGCUCUUCCUCACACUGGUGGCCGGAUUGGAGUUCAUUCAUUUUGAUCUGGAGCUGGAUGUGCCCUAUUUGGACGUGGCCGCCUACAUGCCAGAGUACUACAAACCACACAACCUACUGGACUUCGAGGAAAGGCUCCCCAGCUCAGACAGUUUGUCCCUGCACUCCUUUACCUCCCUGACCUCCACCAACCUGGAGUGGGACGACAGUGCCAUCGCCCCCUCAAGUGAAGAUUAUGAUUUCGGUGACAUCUUCCCCGUGUUGCAGGCAAUGCCAAGUGCAGACUGGGAAGACGGCGACAUGACUGAUCAGGCGAGUUGCCCGAGGUCCAGCGGCUCCGAUCCUCUGACCGUCAUCAGCGACUCGGUGGUCUUAACAGUUGGGAACCUCAAGCUGAAGGCAGGGGCUCAUCUAUCACCGUCCAGUCCCACAUCCAGACACAACCCUUUCAAUCACGACUCGGACGGCAACACUUCAGCCGAUGUAACGCCGGUUCAUGUGGCGCGCUGUCAUGUUGUCCGCGCUGGAGAGGACGGCGAGAGCACCAACAACGAGCUAGAAGUUAUUCGGAUGGCAAGACGGAGGAAAGUGAGCAAGAAACGACGUGGGAAGAGCUCCACAGAUUCCAUCAGCAGCAUCCAUAACUCCUUAUCAUCCGAACACAUCGAAAUGGGCACCAGUUGCUCUAACUCGGAGGAAGCAGAGUCCUUGAACUGCACUUUGAUACACCCGGACAGGGCAGGCACAGAAGUGGUGGCAGAAUGUGACAAGGAUGGUGUGGAGGCCCUACUAGGGCUUCCCGAGAUGAGCGACACCUCCAUGGAUAGUGUAGGACAACCCCUUCGGGACGUCAUGGACAGACUUACCGAGGAGGUCUCCGACCCGCCCAAGUACGACGAGGAAAUACAGAGGGAUGAGGGCCCCGAGCUUCCACCACAGCAGCCCUUUCGGGAGGACUCCGGGGGCGAGCCUCCCGACCCAGACGCGGGCACGGACCUCUUGCGGGCCUCCGAAAAUGUACUCUGCGUUACCCCCGUCGAUCCAGACUCUGCUCCCUCAGGUGGUGGGCGCUAUGACCCUCCAGAGCAUCGCAAGUCACAGAUACUUUCAGGUGGCCAUGAAGAUCAGGGAGAGGCAAAAGCGCCAACAGAACGAGGAGCAGACGUGAAGAACGGGGAGGGAUAUGGUUCAGAUGAGCGGGAAAUGACUUCUGUACAAAAUGAGAAGCUUAGUCCUUCAGAAAGUUCUCAUCCUGCUGAAUUUAAGGUGGACAAUAACCACUUACUACUCCUCAUGAUUCACGUUUUCCGGGAGAAUGAGGAGCAGCUCUUCAGGAUGGUGAGGAUGAGUACUGGCCAUAUGGAAGGGGACCUGCAGCCUCUUUACCUGCUCCUGACUGACUGUUACAUUUACCUUCUGAGGAAAGGUGCAGCAGAGAAGCCUUACACAGUGGAAGACGCCGUUUCUUACAAUGAGCUUGACUACAUCUCAGUGGGCCUUGAUCAACAGACAGUAACCAUAGUUUGCACUAAUAGAAGAAGGAAUUUCCUGUUAGACACAGCUGAUGUCUCCUUGACCUUAUGGUUCUUGUCCGUUCUUAAGACGGCCAUGGUGAAGGGUUAUCGAGAGCCCCCAUAUCCUUCCAUCCUGACUGAUGCCACCAUGGAAAAACUAGCUCUCACCAAAUUUGUCUCCCAGGAAUCUCACUGCGAGGUUUCUGAAGUUUCUAUACAUCUAUAUUCACUUAUCCACUGGGAGGAUCCUAUGGAUACGACCUUGCCGAACUUGAAGUUACCUUCCAGCGCUAAGGAAGGGAUGGUGCAAUACCGGGCCGGCACCACAUACCUGGGCAAGGAGCUGUGGAAAAGCUGCUACCUCGUCCUCAGCAAUGGAAUUCUAUACCUCUAUGCAGAAAGGACUGAUGUGACGCCAGUGCUCUCAGUCACUAUGGGGGGGGAAUACUGCGGAGGAUGCCGUCGUUCAAACAGCUCUGAGCGUCCGCAUGCCUUUCAAGUCAUCCUGACAGAGCGCCCCCCGCUGGAGCUCAGUGCCAAUAAUGAGCAGGACAUGGCCGACUGGAUGCAGCUGCUCUGCCAGUCGGUCUCCAAAGGAGUCAUCCCCCAAGGUGCGGCCCCCACCCCAUGUAUCCCGUGUUGCCUGGUGGUGACGGACAGCAGACUGCUGACUUGCCAUCAGGACUGCCAGACCAGUUUCUUCCGUUCAUUGGGCAGCACCGACAUCUAUGACGUGGAGGCCGUCAGCCUGGAGGACGAUGUGGAGUACUGCGUCAUCGAGUUUGCUGCGGAUCGUGACCGCUUCCUCCCCCCGUGGGUCUUGUACUUCAGCGGAUGUGAGGAGAGAGACAGACUUCUCCGAGUGUUGGACAGCAGAUGGAGAAGCAUCUUCCAGGUGGCGCUCCCCCACAGGGAGGUGCGCGAGCCAUCAGUUCAGAAGCGUUGCAGCGAAGGGCUGGCUUUAAUGAAGAGCGCAUGGCAGCGGGCGGACAGUUUGGCCCGAGGCCGAGCGCAGCGUGAGCCUUGGUGCUGACACAAACACACGAACACUUUUGCCAGUGAUAGGUCAACACACUCAUUUAAGGACGAUGGGCCCGCGAGAGGUGCUCCGCCACAGCCAAAUAAAAAUAUUCUGGAGAAAAUGGAUUCAGAGACAUCUCGCAUGUUAACAACACAAAAGUGAAUAUAGCGCUGCACAUAAUCCAUGCCUAUAGUCACUGAUUUCCUGUUGCAAGUGUCAAAGUCAAGGCCGGGGAGUACAUCCGGCAUCCCGCACCGUUUAUGUCGCCCACCAAGGUAUUUAGUGUAGAAGGAAAAGAAAGUGUCUUUCAUUUUUUUUGCUACGUCAGGGAAAAAAAAGUCCUUUGAAUAAUUCAAACAUUCAAAAAUCAUUUGCCCUUGACUCAAAUUAGUUAAAAAUAUUUUUGAGAAAAAGGAUUUCUCAUUUUUAGCACAUUUGAAUCCUCUGCAACUGAAAAUUAUGUACUUUUUUGUGUAAAUAGUUUUAUUUUCAUGGAAUUUUUCUUCAGUUUUACAGCUAUUAGUCUUUUUUCACCAAACACCAAUUUUCACAUUAAGUGUUGGGGUUAUUCCUGUAUUCUUAAUUUUUGUGCCACAAUUUAACUACAUUUAUUAAUUGCCGUGGCAGAUGCGUAAAUUAAAUAAUAAGGUGCGCUGACUGGAAUUCAAUUUGAAAGCAGAAACUCCAAUUGUGGGUUGUGUACUGUCACGAAACACAGAGGGAAGUAUGUCCUGAUUUUUGUAUUUUUUUUAAUGAUUUUGAUGUUUGAAUCUUAAUGAAAAUUCCAAAUUUCAAGAAAUGAAGACAGGUAGUUUGGUCUCCUAUAAACUAUUUUCCAAUGUAUGGAGUAUGCAGUUGGAAAAUUUGAAUGUAGCUUCACUACAGUCCCCGCCAGCUUGCCGAAGAAACGUCCUCAGCUCACUAAGUUGUCAUGGCUAGCGGCUACUUUUUAUUCAUUAUGUAAUAUUACUAAACAUGAAAUGCUUCCAUCUUUAUGUAUUUUUUUUUAGAAUGUACAAUCCUGAGAAAAAUAUAACAGGCGUACGACCAAGUGAGAACAGUGAGAGCAGCAAAGCGUCCAUCUGUGUCUAGGACAACAAUGUUACAGACCCUUACCUAUGAUUUGUCUCAACAGCAGCCCAAUUCCUUCUUUAGCUUUUGUUGCUAAUCACAGUUAAAUAAUUGGGCCAAGAAAAUGUAAUCGUUUUUACUCUGCAAGAGGCUGCGAUACGUCCAUGCAAGGCUCCGUGUGCAAAGUGUGCACCUCCUGUCUCUACAGUUUCUGAUUGGCUAUUCUACUGUAAGGUUGUAGGGACAGGUUUAACAAAGUGUUGUUGUUAUUUUUUUAUUGAGAGAACUGCAUACUCUUACCUCUAAUAACGCCAUCAUUUUACAGCCAUAUAUACAAUAUAUAUUUAUGAGAGCCUUUUCCUUGCACAUUGUAUUCCUAUCGGUACCACUGAAAAAAAAUUGUUGGUGGUUGGACUGCUGCUUCUGUCAUUGUCAAUCAGAUCUAUGCUUAAUACAGGAGGAGGAAAUGAUGAUUAUGAUGCACUUUUUUUUCAUCCAAGUAACUCAAACAUUCAUUAUGCUUUUGUAAGUUUAGUUUCUGUCAUCAAAAAGAUGUUGUUUGGGCAAUUAGUGUGGCCUUUAACCGAUACCUGCAAGCAUUUAAAUUGCCUUAGAUUUACAUCACAUGAAUUUUAACUUUUCCAAGUAAUCUAUUCUAGGUUUCUUUCCCUUGUAACAUAAACCUGAAGGUUUUGCGCUAAUACAGUACUGACUGCUAUUUCGUAAUUCCUCCCACCUUGGCUAAAGCUCCAGUUCCAUCUGAAGAAAAGUUGCCCCAAAGUGUGAUACUGCAUUCUGCUAAGAAGAAAUGGCAGGAAAUCCUACUAGAACAUCAGAACUUUUGGGGGUAGUUUAAAUUGUGGGCUGACUCUCAUUCAACUCAUGUUGCAAUGUGAUAUUCAUUCUGGAUGCAGCCACAUCCCCAGUUUGGGGCUGUGCACACUUGUCCAAGCGCAGUUGGUUGUUUUUAUUGUCUCUCCACAAAUGAUUUCAUGCGUUUUUUUGAGUUCUACAUGCCAUAGCUCACAUUAACAGUUUCAAAAGUUUUGAAAUGAUUUGUCUUUUUUUUUUCUCCUGAAUCACAGACCUGCCAUUUGAAAGGUGGUGUGUAGACUUUUAUUUAUUUUUGGAAUAUCUGCUGUACAUAAUUCACAAAAGCGUGCCGUCAUGUUGAGUGCUUUAAAUCUUUUCCAAGUGCCACUUGAUCGCCUCUGCUGCCCUUUUACAAAUAGUGAAAAAAAAAUGAAAUAAACUCAGGUGAAAAAGCUACUGAACAUCCAAAAUUCACCAGUUUUUUGUUUUUGUUUUUAAUUGCUGCUUUUAUUGCUAUUCUUUUAAUUUUCACGUUGUUCAAUGGAUCUCAGAAAAGCGAAAAGGUUUGGUAUUAAAAAUUGCCCUCUUUGACAGCUUUUGAUAUGAAGUGAUACAUUUGUAUAAGCACAAAUCAUGAAGAUAAUGUUACAUUUAAUGCCUCGAGCAGUGUUCCUCAAAAGUGGGCUUUGUCAUCUUUUGCAACACUGUGCGCGGUUAGCGGGGAAAGAAAUCUCUCCAGCGGGGUUCCCAAAGUUGCUGACGUGUGCUUGUCUGAUUCUUGAGAGAAAUAAAUCUCACGGACUGAAAAGCACAAAAGUGUAAAGGUGGUUUAACGUGUCAUGUACACUAAGUCAAACAUUGCUGGCCAAUGGUGUAUGACAGCUUUUUUUUUUUGUUAUGGAAAUAUAAUUCAAGUAAAAUGUGUAUUUUUCAUGCUUUCUUUUUUUGAGGGUGCAGCAUUAAUGAAAUUGAACAUGCACAUAGCAUUUUUCCCCUCCCCAUAUUGUUAAAUGUGCUAACAAUUGGAAAACAACCUUUUAGAAUGCCUAAGAAUAAAGUUUUAAAAAAAAAUCAAUCUGUGAUUAUUUUAUGUCACCAUUGUAACAAAUGUGUGUGAAUGGAAAAGGCCCCCCUCCCCCCAUUUCUCACAAAUGCACUUUAUGUGUUGUGUGUAUUUAUGCUGCUCCUUCUGAAGUGUGCGCCUUGGCCACCUGAGGGCAGAAGAGUACAGAACAGAUGUCCAAGGAGCCAGCAGUUAUGUUAUUUGGAGAGGAUCAAGAAUUUAUGCCCGAAUGUUUUUAGAUGCUCUAUCUCCAUGUGUUGCUCCAUUGUUUGUGUUGAAAUACUAGUUGCUUGGAAAAAAAAAAACAUUUUGCACAUUUAUUUAUACUGCAUUUAGUCAGAAUCAAAC